UCCGUACGCGCAGCUCGCAGGCGGCGGCUGGAACCCGGUGCCAGAGCUCCAGGCCCCGCCAGGGCAGCAGCGGCUGGUGGAGAGAUGGAGGCGCAGUCCUAUUGCGCCAAGCUCUUGGGGGAGUUGAAUGAGCAGCGGAAAAGGGACUUUUUCUGUGAUUGCAGCAUCAUCGUGGAAGGGCGCAUCUUCAAGGCCCACAGGAACAUUUUGUUUGCUAACAGUGGCUACUUCCGUGCCGUGCUCAUCCACUACAUUCAGGACAGCGGGCGGCACAGCACAGCCUCCUUGGACAUUGUCACCUCCGACGCCUUCUCCACCAUCUUAGACUUCCUCUACUCCGGGAAGCUGGACCUGUGUGGCGAGAAUGUGAUUGAAGUUAUGUCAGCUGCCAGCUACCUGCAGAUGAACGACGUGGUCAACUUCUGCAAGGCAUACAUCAGGUCGUCCCUUGACAUUUGCCGGAAGAUGGAGAAGGAGGCUGCGGUGGCCGCAGCCAUGGCGGCGGCAGCUGCGGCGGCGGCGGCCGCUGCUGCAGCUCAUCAGCUAGACGGUGGAAGUCCGAGUUCAGGACUGGAGGGCACUUCCUGUGGUGCCAAGAGCUUUGUCUCCUCCCCGGUGGAGGGAGAGGGGAGCGUGGAGUGUACAAGAGCGUCCCCUUGUGAAGAGUGCCGUCCCUUGGAGCUGGUGCUGAAAGACAGCCAGGGCUCUGGGGCCUCUGACGGUGACCUUUCUAUUGUGCCCAGACGGGUUGAACCUAAGGUGGAGUUUGGUGUUGCCGGAGUGGAGGCGGAGGCCGGCGAACAGCUGCAGUACGGCACCCCGCUGGUGCCGGCGGAGGAAGCCCUGCCCAGUCACCAGGCCUUAGAUUUGACUUACGGCAGCUACCACGUGAAGCAGUUCCUGGAGGCCCUCCUGCGCAGCGGUGCUGUCCAGAGCAAAGAGGACUCAGAGCAUCACCUCUCUCAGAGUUUGGAGGGAAGACUGGAAGGCGCAGGAGUGGCCAUGAGUUCGGUGAUGGAUGUUCAGAAUGACUGGUAUAGAGAGGACUCAGGUGACGUGCUGGUGGUCCCCAUCAAGCUCCACAAGUGUCCUUUCUGUCCCUACACUGCCAAACAGAAGGGCAUCCUCAAGCGGCACAUCCGCUCCCACACGGGCGAGCGGCCUUAUCCCUGUGAGACCUGCGGGAAGAGGUUCACGCGCCAGGAGCACCUUCGGAGCCAUGCCCUGAGCGUCCACAGAUCCAACCGUCCAAUGAUCUGCAAAGGCUGCCGAAGGACCUUCACGAGCCACCUGUCGCAGGGGCUGCGGCGCUUCGGGCUGUGCGACAGCUGCACCUGCGUCACAGACGCUCACGAGGAGGACGACGAGCUAGUGCCGGUCAACCUUAGCCUGGUGGAGGCGUCUUCCGAAAGCCACGAGAAGAGCGACACGGACGACUGGCCCAUCUACGUGGAGUCCGGCGAGGAGAACGACCCAGCGGCGGAGGAGGCCGACGACGGGCCGCACCCUCGGCCCCCUGCUCUACCGGCCGAGCGACGCUGACGUUGCAGCCGGGGAAUCGGUUGUGAGGUUUUGGUGUUACUGCUCGUUCUUACCGUGAAAGGCACCGCUUGUUUAACUUUGUGAAAGUCGGGGAUUGUCUGCCCGCAGUGCUGUCACUUUGGUUAGGCUGUGUGUGAUGGAGGCUGGGUGUUGGGGCUCCAAAGACUGAUUGAGGUUUUCGGGUGGGUCCUGAGGGGUUUGUUGGCCCCUCCUCGGUUCUGAGCGCAUCAAGGUUGGCCCUGAGGCCUCCUCACUUUCCUGCUUCUGAAGAGGCGGCAGGAAUAUGUCGUCAGGACACCAGGCUUUCCCUUGCCGGGCGUUUCAUAGCGAAUUCUGGGGCUCUGCGCUGACUACAUGGUCAUGGUUAGACUGUACUUCCAAAGGCCCCGAGCUUUGUGACACACUGAGGUGAAUUGUGAGUCAGUUAGGGCCCCCUUGCUUGCCCAACUGAGGGAAGUUAAAUGAGCCCCCCAAAAGAACCUGUGAGCCAGCGCGGGGAAGUGUCCCUGUGUGCUCUGCUAUUGACAAUUCCAUACACACAAAUACCCUGUUCUGAGCUUUUAAAACAAGUCGUCUGGGCGAAGCUCAAAAUGCUCCCCUGCUUUUCUUAGUCAUUUCCAAGAGUCCUCUCAGAGCAGCCUGGAAAUGUACGUCCCGCUGGCAUUCUUUCACCUCGUUUAUGCCCAGACUUUAGUUGGGGGAAGCGCACACCUGGCUAACGUGCGAUUUCUAGGUCAUUCGGCUUUCAGAAGAUUUUCUAGAAGAAAGGAGCUGGCUGGAACAGGUUUCAAGCCAGCCUGCUUUUGCACCCACACUGCAGCCAGGUCACAAAGUGUCAAAUGACAGGAAAGACAGUGGAUGAAGGAUGUGCUAGGAGCCACCUUCAUAGGCUUUCCUUGUGUUAAAAGUAUCCAAAGUGGACUUAAAAAAAAAAAUCCCCUUGUCUUCCUUAAUUUCAGUACAGUUUCAAAAGGCAGUGAGGUCACCCAUCUUUCUGCCUCUUGAACAAUAACUAAACAGGAAGCUUUUAUAUAUUGAUUUGUCUGGUCUUUGAAGAGUUAAAGCUUUUGUUGGUUGGUUGGUUGGUUGGUUGGUUGGUUGGUUGGUUUGUUUUGAGACAGGGUCUCUCUGUGUAGCCUUGGCUGCCCUGGAUCUCACUAUGUAGACCAGGCUGGCCUUGAACUCACAAAGAUCUGACAGCCUUUGCUUCGAAAGGGUCUGGGAUUAAAGGUAUGGACCACUGGAGAUACAGUCCAUUGCCUGUCAUUAGGAAGGGCCUGGGUCCAAUCCUAGUACAGCAAUAAACAGAUACCUAAUUUUGUGUGGUCUACAAGAAAAAAAGAAGCCAUUAAAAAAAAAAAAAAGAAGAAAGCAAAGAGGCUGGAAAGAUGGCUCAGCAGUUAAGAGCAGAGGUUGUGAACCUGGGUUCGGUUCCCAGCAAUGACGUGGUAGCUCACAACGGUCUGUAACUCCAGUUCCAGGAGAUCUGACACCCUUAUAGCAAUGCACAUAAAAUAAAAUUAAAUAAGUUAUAAGAAAAAUGGUAAACUUCAUUAAGAAAGCAGAGUCUUUUGAUUUCGUUUGGUUUUGGUUUUCUCAGUGGCGGGUGUUGUAUCCAGGACUUGUUGGGCAAGUGCUCUCUUAGACUUAAGUACUGUGCCCCUGGAAAGGUGUUUAAAGUCUGGGACAAUACUCUGAAGCUGUGGUGACACUUUUUUAAAAGUUUAUUUUAUGUAUGUGAAUGCUCUAUCUGCAUGCUGGAAGAGGGCAUCAGAUCCCAGUAUAGAUGGUUGGGAGCCACUGUGCGGUUGCUGGGAAUCGAACUCAGGACCUCUGGAAGAGCAGAUGGUGCUCUUAACCUCUCUCCGGCCCCCUGUGGUGAUGCUUUAUGCUGCUGUGAUGUCCACACCGGGUUAGUGGCUUAGUCUUCUUGAACAAGGCAUGGACUAGCUCAGGUGUGGCUCCCUAGUGAGCCACAUCACAUAAAGACUAAUACCAGACAGGCUUAGUGGCACAUGCCUUUAUUAAUCACGGCAGCACUCACGAGGCAGAGGCAGGCAGACCUCUUAGUUCAAGGCUAAGCUGGUCUAUAUAGUGAGUUCCAGGCUAGUCACUUAGUCACUGAUACAUAGUGAGAUCAUCUCAAAAACACAAAGAAAAAGUUUUGAAAUAAGUCAAAGGUUUGAGAGUUUUAAAAGCCAG
Messenger RNA from Psammomys obesus (fat sand rat), 3744 nucleotides. It is a transcript of the gene Zbtb8b, whose product is annotated as zinc finger and BTB domain containing 8B. The transcript has 4 exons. NCBI's taxonomy places the organism in Eukaryota, Metazoa, Chordata, Mammalia, Rodentia, Muridae. The coding region runs from base 85 to 1542 and encodes 485 amino acids. Gene Ontology annotation, molecular function: protein binding; RNA polymerase II cis-regulatory region sequence-specific DNA binding; DNA-binding transcription factor activity, RNA polymerase II-specific. Gene Ontology annotation, biological process: regulation of transcription by RNA polymerase II. The record is from RefSeq and is a predicted model, not a curated record.